GCGGGCCGCGGUCCCGGGCUCGGGGCGGGCGCGCUGACCUUGCGGGCGCGGCGGCAGCAGCGCGGCCAGGGCACCGCUUUUGUUCCUCUCCUGAGGGCCGCGCCCGAGAGAGGCUUCCCUGGCGCCGCCGACUCCGGAACCCGCGCGCCCGCGGGAGGGGACAGCCAGGCCGGGCGGCCCCGGGGAGGGCGGCUCCGGCUGCACCCGCGCUCGCCUGGGGCUGGACAGGGUUCGGCGGUCCGGGCGCCGCGAUCCUCCCCGGCCUCCCUGAAACCCUGCCCGGGGCCCAGCGGGCGUUGCCAGCCGCGAGCCCGGCGCAGGGGUCGGCCCUGGAAGGCGAGGCGGAACCCACGGGGAGCAGGGCGGGGACCCCGGAGCUGGCGAGGGAGGGGCUAGAUUCUUUCCACCAUGGCCAGACGCCCCCGGAACAGCAGGGCCUGGCACUUCGUCCUGAGUGCAGCCCGCCGAGACGCAGAUGCCCGGGCUGUGGCUCUAGCAGGCUCCACUAACUGGGGCUACGACUCUGAUGGGCAGCACAGCGACUCGGACUCCGACCCCGAGUACUCUGCGCUGCCGCCAUCCAUCCCCAGUGCGGUGCCUGUGACCGGCGAGUCCUUCUGUGACUGUGCCGGGCAGAGCGAGGCCUCCUUCUGUAGCAGCCUGCACUCGGCCCACCGGGGCAAGGACUGUCGAUGCGGAGAGGAAGACGAGUAUUUUGACUGGGUCUGGGAUGACUUGAAUAAAUCAUCGGCCACCCUGCUGAGCUGUGACAACCGCAAGGUCAGCUUCCACAUGGAGUACAGCUGUGGCACAGCGGCCAUCCGGGGCACCAAGGAGCUGGGGGAGGGCCAGCACUUCUGGGAGAUCAAGAUGACCUCGCCCGUCUACGGCACCGACAUGAUGGUGGGCAUCGGGACAUCGGAUGUGGACCUGGACAAAUACCGCCACACGUUCUGCAGCCUGCUGGGCAGAGAUGAGGACAGCUGGGGCCUCUCCUACACGGGCCUCCUCCACCACAAGGGCGACAAGACCAGCUUCUCAUCGCGGUUCGGCCAGGGCUCCAUCAUCGGUGUACACCUGGACACCUGGCACGGCACGCUCACCUUCUUCAAGAACAGGAAGUGCAUAGGCGUGGCAGCCACCAAGCUGCAGAACAAGAGGUUCUACCCGAUGGUGUGCUCCACGGCAGCCCGAAGCAGCAUGAAAGUUACCCGUUCUUGUGCCAGCGCCACCUCCCUCCAGUACCUCUGCUGCCACCGCCUGCGCCAGCUGCGGCCAGACUCGGGGGACACGCUGGAGGGCCUGCCCCUGCCGCCAGGCCUCAAGCAGGUGCUACACAACAAGCUGGGCUGGGUCCUGAGCAUGAGUUGCAGCCGCCGCAAGGCCCCAGUGUCUGAUCCCCAGGCAGCAACCUCGGCCUGCCCCAGCAGUCGCGAGCCCCGGCCCUGCCAGAGGAAGCGCUGCCGCCGGACCUAACUUCCCAGUGGAAACUCUUCUUGGGCUGGGACAGCUGUUUCCUGCCCCUUCCUUCCAGCCACACUCCAGGGCGGAGUUGGAUGAGGCCCGUCUGGAGGGAGCCAUCGCUUGCCUCCCGAGGCUGGGACAGUCCUUUCUGUGGAGGCUCUAGGGACCCUCUGCUGCUGUGCUGGGUGGGGAAGCAGCUGCCCUGAGCCCCAGGUCUUGUGGGAGGCUGUGAGGAGAGCCUGGCUGGAGCCCGCCGUUGCCGUUCCCACAGGGACUCGGAUUUUCCUAACUUGCUCUGCAUGCUGUCGGCGGCUGCCCCGCCGUUGUAGACUUAAGUGACUGCAAUAAAUGUAGAGGUGAUGUCUAACACCCA
Molecule: messenger RNA, 1837 nt
Organism: Piliocolobus tephrosceles (Ugandan red Colobus)
Lineage: Eukaryota; Metazoa; Chordata; Mammalia; Primates; Cercopithecidae
Gene: SPSB3
Product: splA/ryanodine receptor domain and SOCS box containing 3
Exons: 7
Coding region: 409-1476 (355 amino acids)
Biological process (GO): proteasome-mediated ubiquitin-dependent protein catabolic process
Cellular component (GO): SCF ubiquitin ligase complex
Molecular function (GO): protein binding
Source: RefSeq, a predicted model, not a curated record